CCUUAAAAUCCGAAACAAGGAAAGAAAAUUGUAAACAAAAAAACAAAAGUUGAGAAAAGGACAGAGAAAGAAGAAGAAGAAAAACAGAGCGUUAAAUUAAACACAAACAAUGGAUUUUACAUAGAUUCAUUCAAUUACAACUCACUUUCACAUUCUCACUCCACACACACACUUUUUUCCUGUUUCUCUUUCUCUCUCUUAAACAACAUGAACAUGAUGAUCAUGAUGUUCUGAAGUUGUUACUCUGUUUUUUUUUUUUUUAUAAUCUUAAUUGUUGUUUUUUUUUUGGUAUUUGUAAUGAAGGGUGAAGAAGGGGUGAAGACAACAACAACAACAACCUUGGAAGCUCCGAAGGAUGUUCCAGCUGUGGAUUAUGUUGCUGCUGAUGCUGUUGAAGAAAUUGAAGAGCAUGGAAAUGACUCUUUAGCUGAAAAGGAAAAUUCUCAGGUGGAAAAAGAGGUAUCAGAUUAUGAAGAUGAAGAAAAAGAAGAAGAAGAUGAAGAUGAAUCAGAUGAAGAAAAUGGAGAUGCUGAUCUUGAAGGUUUAUCUCUUGAUGAUGGCUUCUUUGAAGUUGAAGCUAUUCAGCGCAAGAGAUACCGCAAGGGAAAGUUGGAGUACUUUGUGAAAUGGUCGGGAUGGGAUGAGUCAGCAAAUACCUGGGAGCCUCGAGAUAAUUUGGUUGCUCUUCCUGAGAUUGUUCGAGCUUUUGAGGAACGCUUGCAAUCGACACCGCAUCAGAAGCGCAAGCGCACGCAAUCUAGUAAUAGCGCUCCACUCAAGAAAAGGGUGGAGCGUUCCGCCACUCCUUACAGCCUUAGAGGCAUAAAAACUGGCACAACUAGCACCAACCAUUCAAAGGCGGCUAACAGUAAUUCACAGCCCGCCGCCCCUCUCAAUGAACAACCCAGUAUUCUCGACACUCCUGCAUUUCCUCAGACCGUGCUGUUUGCUGACGAAGUAGAAAAUUAUGGUGAAGGAAGCGGUCUUGAAAAAGUCAAUCAGGCUAAUGAUGAUAUGUCUGUGGAUCCUCCAGAAGAUGUUCUUCGAAAUAAUGAGGAAAACGAGUCUGAUCCUAAGCUUACUCCAAACAUCGAAGCAAACAAGUCGGAUCCUAAGCUUACUCCAAACAUUGAAGAAAACAAGUCUGAUCCUGAGCUUACUCCAAACACCGAGGAAAACAAGUCUGGUCCUAAGCUUACUCGAAAAAUUGAAGAAAAGAAGUCUGGUCCUAAGCUUACUCGAAAAAUUGAAGAAAAGAAACCUGGUCCUAAGCUUACUCGAAAAAAUAAGGCAAGCAAAUCUGAUCCUAAGCCUACCCCAAACAAUGAAGAAAACAAGUCCGGUCCUAGGCUUACUCGAAAAAUUAAGGCAAAUAAGUCUGAUUCUAAGCUUACUCCAAAAAUUGAAGAAAACAAGUCGGAUCCUAGGCUUACUCGAAAAAAUAAGGCAAAUAAAUUGGAUCCUAAGCCUACUCCAAACACUGAAGAAAACAAGUCAGGUCCUAGGCUUACUCGAAAAAAUAAGGCAAAUAAAUCGGAUCCUAAGCUUACUCCAAACAUUGAAGAAAACAAGUCGGGUCCUAGGCUUACUCGAAAAAACAAGGCAAAUAAGUCUGAUUCUAAGCUUACUCCAAAAAUUGAAGAAAACAAGUCGGGUCUUAGGCUUACUCGAAAAAAUAAGGCAAAUAGGUCCGAUUCUAAGCCUACUCCAAAAAUUGAAGAAAAAAAGUUGGGUCCUAGGCUUACUCGAAAAAAUAAGGCAAACAAGUCGGGUCCUAAGCUUACUCCAAACAUUGAAAAAAAAGUGUCUGAUCCUAAGCAUACUCCAAACAUUGAAGAAAAAGAGUGGGAUCCUAAGGUUACUCGAAAGGAAAACAAGUCUGAUUCAAAGCUUACUCCAAAUGUCGAAGAAAACAAGUCCGAUCCUAAGCUUACUCCAAACAUUGAAGAAAACGAGUCUGAUCCUAAGCUUAUUCCAAACAAGGAGGAAAACAAGGUUGAUCCUAAGCUUACUUCAAAGAUUGAAGAAAACAAGUAUGAUCCUAAGAUAACUCCAAACAAGGAGGGAAACAAGUCUGAUCCUAAGCUUAGCGAACAUAAAGCUACAGCAACCAAUGAAAAUGACGCUAACAACCUCGCUAUACAGUUUGAAGAAGCCGUGACUCCUCCUAUAAAACCUCACAUGACUGAGCAGCCAACUGCGGUUUUCACAGAAGGGAUUACCAAACAAAGUGCAGGUAGCGCAGAACCGGUUCAAACUGGCUCCGGACGGUUAGGAACCAGACGGAGAAAAACUACUGCGAAGAGGUUCACCGGAUCUUCAAUUGCUCGUAAGCCCGAUGGUACAGCUGAACCAGCACAAACAGGAGCUACUGAUAUUGCGGCUCCUAGUAGUCACACAGCGACAGAACCUGUGAAACCAGGGCCUGACAUUGUUGAGAUUGUGAAGCCGGUAGGCUAUUCUGCUGCAGAAGCCAGCACCAAGCAGGAAGCUUCGGUGACCUUCAAGGUUAAAAGAGAAAAAUAGCGUUUUACACUUCUCGAAAGGUAAUAUUUUCUCUUAG
Molecule: messenger RNA, 2563 nt
Organism: Vicia villosa (hairy vetch)
Lineage: Eukaryota; Viridiplantae; Streptophyta; Magnoliopsida; Fabales; Fabaceae
Exons: 5
Coding region: 298-2526 (742 amino acids)
Biological process (GO): heterochromatin formation
Source: RefSeq, a predicted model, not a curated record